AUUUGAUCAGCUGUUGUGUCACGUAAAUUUAGUCUCUAGUGUUGACGUUGAUUAGAUGAUGAAUUGAUAGACUAGACCGGGUGCGUCGUUUAUUGUUACUCCACUAUGGAUAUAGAGGCGUUCAGUGAUGAGUCCUUUGACGCAACAGCAUGGAUUAAUUCCACCUUCAAGAACUCUGAACAACAAGACAACAAAGAGCUUUUCGUCUCAUCUCUUGUCUCUAAACUUCAACUUUAUGUCCAACAAGUCAACUCGGCUCUUGAAGAUACCAGCCAGCAAGUUCUGGCAGGCCUCCCCCGGGUAAUGAAAGAUGCCCAACAUCUACAAAGUGAAGUGAUCUCACUUCGUACAAAAAUGACCGAGGUACAGUCGGAAAUUUGCCAAGUACAAGAAGAAACUGGUGCUUGUAUGUCGAAUCUAGAGCGAUUGGAUUCACUCAAGACGAAAUUACAAUUGGCCAAACAAGGACUACAAGAAUCUGAUGGAUGGGGCAAGCUUGUGGCUGAGCUGGAAGACCUUUUUGAGAGAAACGAUUUGAUUAAAAUUUGUGAGAAAUUGGAUUCAUUGCAAAAGUCACUUGCAGCACAGGAAGGACUUCCGGGGCAGAGUGAUCGCGAAAGCCAAGUAGAAGGUUUCAAAAAUCGACUAGAAGCGCUAGCAAGUCCUGCAGUUGUGCAAUGUUUCACUGUUGGUGAUGCGGAACAAGCUAGAAAGUAUGUGAAAAUAUUCUCCAGCAUGAGACGUUUACCUCAGCUCACUCAGUAUUAUCGAACAGUUCAGAAAACAGCACUCCAGCAACAUUGGAGUGAGAUCCUGGAUUUAUCGGAGAAUUCAAAUCGGUUUUUACAUGAUUUUUAUGAAUACUUGGCAGAAAAUUACCAAAAGCAAGUAAAAUGGUGUGCUAAUGUUUUCGGGCAACAAUCAAGUAGCGAAGCGAUCCUGGCCUUAAUAGAAUUAUUUUCAUCGCUACAACCCAGUCGGGAGUCUACAAUUUUGGGUGCACUUAAACGAUCUAAUGAAAAAUUGGAAAUUCUGCAGGAAUUCUCGAGUGCUAACAUUUACUUUGCGAAUUUACUUCAGAAGAGUUUCGAUACAACUGGAAUCCAACCAGUAAAGGAGAAUAUUGGGAAACUUUCAAAAGUGAUAUUCGUUUACUUCAAUACAUUUAUCAGUCAGUAUCCUGCUAUCGAACAGAAUUGGCUUGCAACAAACUUAACGACCAUAAACUCGUCACAGACGUCUGCAAUGGAAACUGUUAGGACCUUGGGUAAUGCUAAUCGAAAGAUGAUUGAAUGGGCGGAAGAAGCACUGAAGAGAUGUGAGAGCAUAACCCAAAAUUGCGGAAUAGUUGCGCUGACGACGGUCCUAAACUCAAUCUUAAAACAAUUCAUCGAAAAAUACAAAAAGGCCCAACAACAACUAAGCGCAAGUCGUAGUGUUGAGCAAAAUUGGAGUCUUCUUCAAAACUGCAUGUCAUUGCUACAAAAUCUUGGUGACUUGCAAACACUGCUUAAGCAACUUGAGAAGAAAGUGAGCGAGAAGGUUUUGGAAACUAACACACGCUUGGAAGAGGUAGAUGAUUCCUAUUUAGGCUAUCUGUUGAUCGAGAAACGCGACAAAAACGAGCUAAAAAAAUGUGUAGCCAAAGUGAAGGAUAGCCAACAGAAGGAGUUGCUGGCGACAGAUACAAAUGAAUCGCCAUGUGGCAUAUUUGCUGGAGUUUUUGAGGCAAUUCGUCCAAUUUGUAUUGAAACACAUGAUACAACGUUGGCGGCUGUUUUUGCACCAAUUGAAAAUCAUCUACAAAAUAUUGAACCACCAGAAAUUGUAAAUGCAUCGGGUGGAGACUUGCCGGACUAUAGUUUUGCACCGCAGGAGUUUAUUACGCAGAUUGGUCAAUAUUUGCUUACAUUGCCCCAACAUUUGGAGCCAUUACUCCUUUCUCCGGCUCCUGCUUUGAAAGUUGCUUUGGAAUCGUGCGAUAAGAAAUAUACGAAAAACAUUCCCAGUGCUGAUGUGCUUUUAUCGUUGAUCGUGGAAGAGUGCUGUGCUAUGUAUCAGACCCAAAUAUUGCAGAUAAAAUCAUUGAACACGUCGGCUGCCAAACAAGUUGCUACCGAUAUCGAAUACGUUGGCAGCGUUUUAGAUGAACUGGGUCUAAACUUGAGCGGACAUCUCCAGCAGACUGCGGCUCUACUACGUGCUCCAGCGGACAACUAUCUGUCUCUAAGUUCAGGUUGCGAGCCACGCCUCGUUACAGCUAUCCGGCAGAUGCGAGAGAUCAUCUCUACAGAAUAGUUUAAGACGAUAUUUAACGCAAAUUGAAGAAAAACAUAAUAAAGCUUAAAAAGGUGAAUAUGAAA
Molecule: messenger RNA, 2363 nt
Organism: Hermetia illucens (black soldier fly)
Lineage: Eukaryota; Metazoa; Arthropoda; Insecta; Diptera; Stratiomyidae
Gene: Cog7
Product: conserved oligomeric Golgi complex subunit 7
Exons: 9
Coding region: 106-2298 (730 amino acids)
Biological process (GO): Golgi organization; intracellular protein transport; retrograde vesicle-mediated transport, Golgi to endoplasmic reticulum
Cellular component (GO): COG complex
Source: RefSeq, a predicted model, not a curated record